AUGUUUUUUUUUUUCUUUUUUUUUUUUGUCUUUUCAUUGUCUUUCUUUUUUUGUUUCUUCCUCGUUCUCUUUCUGAUUUUAGUUUACCUUUUAUUUACCUAUUUUCCUACUUUGCUUUUGGAUAUUAUUCAUUUCUUUUUUCCUUGUCUGUCUUUUACUUUUCUUCACGUGAAUUCAUUUCUCCUUCGUUCUUUUCUCAAAGAUAAUUUUUGGUUCAAAGCUCGCUCGUUCAUUUGUUCUUCAUUCUUUCCUUUCUCGUUCUUACCACGCCAAUUCUUUUCUGUACUUUUUCUCGCUUUUUCUUUUCUCGUUCGUUUUUCCCUCGUCAUUCCUUUAUCGUUUAUUCGUUUCUCCUUCGUUUUUUUCACCAUCGUUCACUUCUCGUUCAUUUCUCUCUCGUUCUUUUCUCCUUCAUUUCUGUUAUCGAUCAUUCAUUUUGCCCUUUCUUCCUUUCUCCUUCAUCAUUUUCUAGUUCGUUCUUUCCUUGCUCGUCCUUUUCUGCUUUCUUCUUUGUUCGUGCGUUCUUUUCCCGCUCGUUUUUAUCGUUCAUCUAUUUCUUCUUCGUUCUUUUCUCGCUCGUUCUAUUUUGAAUCCUUCAUUUCUCCUUCGUUCAUUUCUCGCUUGUUUUUUUUUUCCUCCUUUAUUUCUGUUAUCGUUCAUCCAUUUCUCCUUCGCUUUUUUCUCAUUCGUUUUUUCUUGCUCAUUCUUUUCUCCUUCGUUCGUUGUUCGCUCGUUCUUUUCUCCUUCAUUUCUGUUAUCGAUCAUUUAUUUCUCUUUCAGUCUUUUCUCUUUUCAUUCUUUUCUUGUUAA
This is a messenger RNA of Acanthosepion pharaonis, 810 nucleotides long. The record is from the annotation of a GenBank genome assembly. Lineage: Eukaryota; Metazoa; Mollusca; Cephalopoda; Sepiida; Sepiidae.